AUGAAUACUUUUUUACUCGAAGAAAUCGCAAGAUCAACUGCAUUAUAUGAUCUAAGUGCUGCUGAUGAUGAUCAAGACUAUCAUCAUGAGUCAGAAACAGAUGGAGAUGUGGCCGAUGAGAGAGACAAUGACGAGCAAGAUGAUUUAGGUGGCGAGCAAGAUGAUUUAGAUGACGAAGAAGAUGGUUCAGAUGAUGAGCAAGAGCAUAUUCCAACCGCUCCCUGGUUUACAACCGAAGAAAUUAAUGUCUCAUCAGGUAAUUGUUCAAACAUGAAUCCACUCAAUAAUGAUUUAUUUGAAGGUCAAAAUUUUGCAGACAAACAAACUGCAAUUAGUGCUAUAAAAUCAAAUCAUAUAAAAAAUUCUAGAAAUUACCAUGUUACAAAAAGUGAUACUACACGAUAUGAGGCAAAAUGUGUUGUGGAAGAUUGUCCAUGGAGAGUCCGGGUUAUGAAAUCAAGGCGAUCUGGACUCUUUGUAAUCACUAAACUACCUGCUGAACAUAACUGCAUUUUGAGGACUCUUCAACGAGAUCACAAGCAACUUACAUCAAGGAUGAUUGCUGACGUGAUUAAACUACAAGUUACAGAGAGUCCAUAUCUGAAAGUAAGCAACAUCAUGAGUCAAAUCACAUCCAUGUACAACUACAAUGUUACAUAUAAGAAGGCAUGGAUCGGAAAACAAAAAGCAAUCUCAGAUGUUUAUGGUGAUUGGAUGACUUCUUAUAAUAAACUUCCGACAUUUCUUAGUGCUAUAAUGCAUUUUAAUCCAGGCACAAUCGCUCUAAUUGAUGCUGAAGCUGAUGUUAUCAUCCCCGACACAUCUGUGUGUAAACGUGUCUGGUGGGCAUUCAAGCCAAUGAUAGACGGCUGGCAACAUGCCCGACCUGUUAUUAGCAUUGACGGCACCUUUUUAAAAGUGAAAUACAAUGGUAAGCUACUGAUUGCAAUGGGAUCUGAUUCAAAUAAUCAACAGUAUCCUAUUGCAUAUGGCUUAGUUCAUGAAGAAUCAACUUUCAAUUGGUCUUGGUUUCUAUAUCAUCUUCGAAUAUAUGUAUGUCAAAAUAGAAAGGGUGUCUGUAUUAUUUCUGAUAGACAUCCUGGAAUCAUCGAAGCAAUGAAAAGGGUGGAAAAUGGCUUUGCUGGUGAAUGGGGCAUACAUCGAUUUUGUUUGUUGCAUGUACGUAGCAAUUUUAGUACUGCUUUUCCAGGUUCACAUUUGAAGAUGUUUUGUUGGGUGGCUGGUAACACAUCUCAGUUACGAAAAUUUGAGAUAGCCAUGACGCAAAUUAGAGAGCUUAAUCCUGAUGCAGAAAGAUGGUUGCGAAAGAUUCCACUAGAAAUGUGGACUAUGUCUCAUGAUGGAGGUUAUCGUUAUGGUCAAGCAACAAUAAACAUGAUUGAAAGUUUCAAUGGAUUUUUACGUUCCGCUCGAUUUCUACCGGUCACAGCAAUGGUGGAGUACAUAUAUUAUCGAUCUUUGAAGUUAAUUGCUAAGAGAAGGACUCAAACUCUGGAUGACCUUCAAAACGGUCAAAUUUUUUGUAAAAAAUCAAGGGAAUUAUUUGAAACCGUUGAGCAAAAACAUCUGCACAUAGGGUUAUUCCAUACAAUGAACAAAGGGGUGUCUUCGAAAUCAUUACUGCACAAUACAGAACCAAGAAUGGAUCUUGGAAAGGCGGCAACAAACACAAUGUGGAUCUAUGUAGAGGUUUUUGCUCUUGUGGAAAAUGGAGCCGAUAUCAUUUUCCAUGUUCACAUAUUGUGGCAGGUUGUUUGA
Molecule: messenger RNA, 1779 nt
Organism: Daucus carota subsp. sativus
Lineage: Eukaryota; Viridiplantae; Streptophyta; Magnoliopsida; Apiales; Apiaceae
Exons: 2
Coding region: 1-1779 (592 amino acids)
Source: RefSeq, a predicted model, not a curated record